GACUUAUCAUUUGCUUCCCUGAUAACGAUAUCCCUCACGUCCACGGGAUGCAUUCCGGAGUCGGCUCGCCUUGAUAGUAGACGAGGGGCAGUCGGUUUGGGAACCCGGAGUGGGUGCCAUGGGCCUCCACAUCUAUGAACCAAAGAAUAGAGGGAAAAAAAUAUAUAAAUUCUGGGGAAAGUCGUGCAAAUGGAUACCUUGGGUGCGCAGGUUAAUUUCCCACAUACUACCAGACAUUCCUUGUUCUCGUACACACGAUGAGACUCAAUCGCACCAUAUCGGUUGUGGGCUGCCAUUGCGCCGGUGAGAUUGGCGAUGUCAUUGUCGGUGGCGUUCUAAAUCCACCGAACUGCAAGACGAUGUAUGAAAAGCUCCUCUAUUUCCAGAAUGAAGCAGACGACGUCCGACAACUCCUGAUGAACGAACCACGAGGCCGACCGGCCAUGUGUAUGAACCUCGUCCUCCCGCCCUGCGAUCCCCGCGCUGACGCCGGGUUUAUCAUUAUGGAGAGCGAUGAGUAUCCUCCCAUGUCCGGCGGGAAUACGAUCUGCACGGCGACGGUAUUGUUGGACACGGGCAUGGUGAAAAUGACGGAGCCUGUGACGAAGUUGGUCCUGGACACACCGUCGGGCCUGGUUGGGGUGACAGCAGAUUGUGAAGAUGGAAAAUGCAAAGCCAUCGCCUUUGAUAAUGUGCCCAGCUUUGUAUACAAGUUGGAUCUUCCGGUGGAUGUGCCGGGACUGGGAGUCGUGAAUGUUGAUAUUGCCUGGGGGGGGAUGCAUUAUGCCAUCGUGGACGCUCGGUCCAUCGGUCUCAAAAUCGCCAAUGAGAAUGGUCCGAAGCUGAUUGAACUGGGUGAGAGAAUCAAACAGGCCGUGAGAAACACCUAUACACCGGUGCAUCCGGAAAAUGACCAGAUCAGGGAGGUCACAAUAAUUGAGUUCACCGAGCCACUGCACCAGGAGGGUGACAAGAGAGUCGCCGUGAAUACGGUGGUCGUCUCUCCUGGAAGGUUUGAUCGGUGCCCGUGCGGCACAGGAAGCUCGGCCAGAAUGGCCGUCUUGCACGCCAGGGGCGAACUCCAAGUCGGGGAGAGUUUCGUCCACCAGAGUAUUAUCGGAUCCACUUUCACCUGCCAUAUACGAGGAACCACCAAGGUCGGUCAAUAUGAUGCGGUCUUGCCAACGGUCAAGGGCAGUGCCUGGAUCACUGGCUUCAAGCAGAUGGUCUUGGACCCGUCCGACCCUUUUCCAGCUGGCUUCCGGGUGGGUGAUCAAUGGCAUGUCCGUCAAGAGCAUUGAUCUAUUUGUCGAGGUUUGGUGGUGUUCGAGGGGUACCUUGAGUAUUUUAAGCAUUAAGAGCCGCCGCAGGUGGCCUAGCAAGCGAGAAGCCGAUGAGCGUUUUACCUAGAACCGUGUCCAGGCUCCCUCCAUGUUCUGCAUAGUCAUUUUCCCCAGUACUAAGCUUCAUGAUGUAUUGGGACGAUUCCAACCGCUUCAGGUAGACAGGCGAUCAUUCUUGCUCUUCAUCAUAUAAUAGGGUUCAUUCAUCUCCCUGACCACCGUAGAUUGCCAGUGGGUCUGUAAACCAAGGGUUUUCAUAAGAAGGUCACGAUGUGGAAAAGGAUCAACACGGAGGCCGGGGCUCCAUAACCAUGCGAGAGAAGAUACAGGAUUUCAACUACAGUUUGUAUUGUCCUCCUUUAAUAGAACCUUUUAGAGAACGCCGAAGUAUAUUCACCUGCUCCUAUGGCUCAGUUGGUAGAGCGCAUGACUAGUGAUCAUGAGGUCCGCGGUUCAAAUCCGCGUGGGAGCAUUUCUUUUUUUUCUCCUUUUCCACUUUUGGCCUCCCACGGGAGCUUCUGUACCGACAAUCGUAUCAAGUUACUGCUUAGUUCCCGGACAGAUGUCUUGCCCUGACAAAAUACAUUAUUUUGUGAACCAUCGAUCCCUUCUUGACUCUGGAAAA
Aspergillus pseudotamarii is the source of this 1968-nucleotide messenger RNA. Its product is annotated as proline racemase family protein. Gene Ontology annotation, molecular function: 4-hydroxyproline epimerase activity. Lineage: Eukaryota; Fungi; Ascomycota; Eurotiomycetes; Eurotiales; Aspergillaceae. The coding region runs from base 258 to 1301 and encodes 347 amino acids. The transcript has a single exon. The record is from RefSeq and is a predicted model, not a curated record.